Mus pahari (shrew mouse) is the source of this 3322-nucleotide messenger RNA. It is a transcript of the gene Ldb1, whose product is annotated as LIM domain binding 1. Lineage: Eukaryota; Metazoa; Chordata; Mammalia; Rodentia; Muridae. The record is from RefSeq and is a predicted model, not a curated record. Gene Ontology annotation, biological process: positive regulation of transcription by RNA polymerase II; negative regulation of transcription by RNA polymerase II; nervous system development. Gene Ontology annotation, molecular function: LIM domain binding. Gene Ontology annotation, cellular component: transcription regulator complex; nucleus. Bases 622 to 1857 code for a protein of 411 amino acids. The transcript is spliced from 11 exons.
AGGCUUCGCCUCCUCCCGCUCCCCGGCGCCCGCCCUCGCCGGGGUCUCUGCCUCCGUCUCGUUUUUUUAAGAGCUGCGUCACAUGCAUGCCGUUCCCGGGAGCGCUCCCUGCCCCUCGCCGCGCGGCGCACGCACGUCGCCGCUCGCGCCGCGCUCGCCCGGGUCACUUUGACACGGCUCUCCCCUCCCACUAGCAGGACAAUUAGCAUAUUAAUAAAGCCCGGCCCAGCCCGACUCUGGCCGGAGAGCCGGCGCCUGCGAGAGGGAGAGGACGCGCGAAGGGACGGGAGCGAGCGCGAGGGCGGCGGCGGGGAGGGCGGCGGGAGCGCACAGACACGCACACGCACACGCGCACACACGGACACACACUCCGGGGACGCACACCCGCGCGUACACACGCAGAGGCAGCUCGCCUUCCUGCCUGGCUUCCUUCCUGUCUGCUCCGCGCCUGACAGGCCCCUCGCUGCAGGCAGGGGCGGCCCGCACCGGGCAGAGGCCGGGCCGGGCCGGCGGCGCGGGCAUCGGGGGCCGCGGGCGGCGGCAGCGGCUCAUGCCCGGCCUGUCCCUGCGAGGGGCGGGCAUCGUGACUCGGCUGGGCCCCCAGCGGCGGGCGAUGUGAAGAUGUCAGUGGGCUGUGCCUGUCCUGGUUGUUCCUCAAAGUCAUUCAAGCUGUACUCGCCGAAGGAGCCUCCGAACGGCAACGCCUUCCCUCCCUUCCAUCCCGGCACCAUGCUGGAUCGGGAUGUGGGCCCAACCCCCAUGUACCCACCGACAUACCUGGAGCCUGGGAUAGGGAGGCACACGCCAUAUGGUAACCAAACCGACUAUAGAAUAUUUGAGCUUAACAAACGGCUACAGAACUGGACAGAGGAGUGUGACAAUCUCUGGUGGGAUGCCUUCACGACUGAGUUCUUUGAGGAUGACGCCAUGCUGACCAUCACUUUCUGCCUGGAGGAUGGACCAAAGAGAUAUACCAUUGGCCGGACCCUGAUUCCACGCUACUUCCGAAGCAUCUUUGAGGGGGGUGCUACGGAGCUGUAUUACGUGCUUAAGCAUCCUAAGGAGGCGUUCCACAGCAACUUCGUGUCCCUCGACUGUGACCAGGGCAGCAUGGUGACCCAGCACGGCAAACCCAUGUUUACCCAGGUGUGUGUGGAAGGCCGGUUGUACCUGGAGUUCAUGUUUGACGACAUGAUGCGGAUAAAGACGUGGCACUUCAGUAUCCGGCAGCACAGAGAGCUCAUCCCCAGAAGUAUCCUGGCCAUGCAUGCCCAGGACCCCCAGAUGCUGGAUCAGCUCUCCAAAAACAUUACCCGGUGUGGGCUGUCCAAUUCCACUCUCAACUACCUCCGACUCUGCGUGAUACUCGAGCCCAUGCAGGAACUCAUGUCCCGCCACAAGACCUACAGCCUCAGCCCCCGAGACUGCCUCAAGACCUGCCUCUUCCAGAAGUGGCAGCGAAUGGUAGCGCCUCCUGCGGAACCUGCACGACAGCAGCCCAGCAAACGGAGGAAACGGAAGAUGUCAGGGGGUAGCACCAUGAGCUCGGGGGGUGGCAACACCAACAACAGCAACAGCAAGAAGAAGAGCCCAGCCAGCACCUUCGCUCUCUCCAGCCAGGUACCUGAUGUGAUGGUGGUGGGGGAGCCCACCCUGAUGGGCGGGGAGUUCGGGGACGAGGACGAGAGGCUCAUCACUCGGCUGGAGAACACCCAGUUUGACGCGGCCAACGGCAUUGACGACGAGGACAGCUUUAACAACUCCCCUGCACUGGGCGCCAACAGCCCCUGGAACAGCAAGCCCCCAUCCAGCCAAGAAAGCAAAUCGGAGAAUCCCACGUCACAGGCUUCCCAGUAAAGGCCCUCCACGGCUGGCCACCCAGCGCUCUGCCUGCCUACCCCUCACAGCUCCAGGGAGCAGAAGAUGGAAUGAAGAGACUGGGCGUCUGAAAUGGGCAACCUCCAUCCACCCACUUCAGGGAGGGACUGGACUCGCUGGGGGCAGGUGCCAAGAUUUGCCCCCCAGUUGCCCUGGGCUGGGCCUGGCCCCUGCAGAGCCUUUUGGGGGAAGGGGGUACUCAUGUGGAUGCCUGUGUGGACCCUGGGCCUCUGAGAAUUGUCCCGACCCUCCUCUCCCCCGGGCAUUUGCCCUCGUUCUUACCCCAGGUUCUGGGUGCCCCAUCUUCCUGAUUUAUCCCUUGGAUCCUGGGUUUAUACCUACAGCCCUUAGGGGCUAAAUGUUGGGGCUGUGGUUGAACACCCUUCCCCUAGGUGGCUGUCAACAGAGGGUAAAAUUCUGGGCUCCUCCCUUUUGCCACUUACCCAGCUCCAAGUUUUUAAAAAAAAUAAUAUUAUUAAAAAUGUAAAUUUAAAAAACAGUCACUCAUGUUCCCCUAUUCCCCUGUUGAAAAUCUAGCUUCCUCCCUCCUGACAGACGGAGGGCCUAGGGCCCCGGGUGGGGGUGAGCAUUGGGCAGCGGAGUACACAUAGGGUUUUAUACAGUUUGAGCCGCGCUUCACACCAAGGAGUCUGCGCCCGCUGUCUCUCUUCUCUUUCCCUCUGGGUGAUGAGUUUGGAGCAGCAUGUCAUUGGUUGGGGGUGGGAUCUUUGGUGACCACAUCUUUUGACAACCCCCUGUUGUCUGUCUCCCCAGCCUCCAGGGCUCUGGCUUGGCCUCCUGGUCCUGGGAGUCCCUUUAGCCCCACCCCUCCACAGUGUGUAUUUUUACAGUCCUCUACUAGAGCAGCUGUUUAGGAUGGGUGGGGAGGCUCCCUCCCUUGGGAGCAGGGAGCACAGGGAAGGGAGCUGCUUUGUCUGUCUCUGUGUUUCUUGUCUCAGUGUCAGGACUAGGGUGAGAGGACCUUGUCCCCUCCACUCCAGAACUCCUCUCUCCCAGCCUUUCAAACUGCGUCCAGUCCUAACCUCUCUGACUGAGGGCAAGGAGCCACUUCGGCCAUCCAGCUUAAGCCCUUCAGGGAGAGAAAGGCCUCUAUCUCCCCCCACCCCCAGCUGAAGCAGACAGUCCUCUCCCCAUGUCUCCUCAGAUGGAGGAGCGGAGCCAGUUCGUAGUUGGAGCCUGUGAAGGCUCAGGGUGAGGAGAGGGCAAGAGCAGGGUUCUCGGCCUCAUGGCUCUGCUGCUUCUUCCUGUGGGCAGUCCCAGGGUGUGUGGGUGCCUCCUCUCCCCCACCCCGUUCUCCCUUUUGGAUUAUGGGGUCCCUUGGGCUCUGCAUCCUCUGUGCCAGCCAUUUUUGGGAAGAUGCUCUCAGGAGCCAAAGGAAAGGACGAGGUGAAGUUGGAUGUCCCAUCACCGCUGUAAUGAUUUU